CGACAACCAGUUUCGAGAGUUACUUCGCGCUGAGUAGACGUGUUUUUGUAGUGUUGUUGCGUAUAGCGCCCAGACCAGUGUGAAAGAAGAGAGUUAUCUACACACAUCACACAAAGUUAGUACCGCGCCGCGUGCGUCCGUUACUUGCGUUGCAUCGCGCGCUUCGUCCCCUCUUUCUGGCGUUGCGGUCGGUUGUUGUGUUAGAACAGUUUCUGCAUUACAACAAACUGUCAUUUUUUUGCAUUGGGAGGUGUUCGCGAAGAAGGCAAGAGAGUGUUUUUUUAAAGGUACGACAGACGGUCGGCGAAACAGGGUGGUUAGGAAGAAGGUGAAAGUUUUUUUGGUCGAGUGUUGUUGUUUUGACGAAAUUCCAGCGGCGUAUUGAGAGCACGCGGUGACUCGAUGAUAGAUUUGGGGAACCGGUUCGCGCCCGGUUCGAAAGUUGUUUCGCACGGAGGUACGACAUCGUAAAAAAAAGUUCGGCGUCUGGAAAUUCGUAAAUCACGCAUACAAUUUCGGACGAUCAGCCGAACACAAAGCGUGCCGCGAAAAGGUGAAAGAGAGAUAUCGGUGAAUGUGCAGAAGAGAAAAAAAAAGUGAGAAAGUUUUGAAAGUUGAACCCGUUUUGGGGAAGAAGAAUCCGUCGAACAGAAGAAUGCUUGAGCUAAGUGGUGUUUUGUGAUUAUUGAGUUGGAAUUUCACGACUCGGUUAUCUUCUCAAAAGUGAAUAAAAAGAGUAAUCGAGUGAGUAACCCGUCCGGCUCCGGGUGGCAUCCGGAGUUUGUUUUUUGUUUACGAAAAAACGACACAACCGCAUUGAAAUCAAAAGAAUAAAACGAAGAGGGAAUUAAAAAAAAGGAUGAUACACUGAUAAAGUCGGUCAACCGAUUUUGCUGUUUUGUAAACAACCAUAAGACGACGACGACGACUACAGCAUGUGUUGUAGUCCAGCGAUUCGCUAGGCGAAGAAGUGUGUCGCGCGUCGAAAGGCUGGCGAUACGUUACGCCAUUGUCGCCAAAUCGUCGUAACCUUGGUGGGAUCCCUUCGCCUGGCGCUGGCAUUCCACCCGUAGACAGCUGCCCCCGUUUACGCAGUCACGAGAUGCACGUUUUGAAAAUUGAAAUGGCACGCGACUCGACAAUGGGACGCGAUCGGGUACUGGCAGUACCCAGUACCGGCAUUGCGUUGGAAACCCCCUCUACAUCACAACUGACGGCUGGACCGCCCGACAUCAAUCAACAGAUAUUGGAGCUUCGCAAAGAGCAGGAACUCCAGAAGCAGAAGCUGUGGCACGCCUUCCAGGAGAAGAACAAGGAGCUGGAGCUGCAGCACCGCCAACAGCUGGAACACAAGUUUCAGGUAGUUUCCGAACUCCGCGAUCAGCGCCUGGCGGAGGAAGCCGCCCAGCAGCGGGAACGGCGCGAGCGCGAAGCGAUGAAGCGCAAGGAGAAGCAGGACUUCAGCGCCAACGCCAGCUCCGAGGUGAAACAGAAGCUGCAGACGUUUCUCAUCCAGAAGAAGCAAGCGGCCGCCUCCAACGGCAUGAACUCACCCUCGUUCUAUCGGAAUUUGGGUGUCGUCAAAUCCUCCUCAGGGGAGUCGAUCCCGGCCGGUGCUGUGGUGGCCAGUUCGCACCCGUACAAGAUUCCACCGCCGCCGCCCUCGUCCAUGGCCAAGUACGACUCGGACUUUCCACUGCGGAAAACAGCCUCCGAGUCCAAUCUGCUGAAGAUUCGCAUCAAGCAACGGGUAAUCGAGAAACGUGCCAUGACCGGACCUCUAGCAGCCGCUCGCCGCCAGGAACGCCUCCAGCAAGCCGCCCAACGACGGAUGCAGCAGAAGCAAGCUCAACUGUCGGGCAGCGGCGCAGGGCAACCGCCAACCCAUCCGCACCUCUCGACGCUGGCCGCCCAACAUCCCGCAAAUUGCGCUGCUGGAACGCCUGACUCUGGCCCGAAUUCACCGCCUGCCCUGGGAAGCCGGGGUUCGCCUUCGAAUGCACCCAUCCAGGAAGAGAACGAAGAUCCACAGUACGGCCCUGGCGGUCGAUCUAGCAUCAACGAUUUAUCACUGUUCAGCUCACCCUCGAUGCCGAACAUUUCGCUCGGUAGGCCCCACCUGGCCGAUGCGCACUCUACCAAUCAUCUUGUGCUUUCCCCACAGUCUAUGGUACCGCUGAGACCUCAUCAGAUGGUGGCCGCCGGUCAGCCACCUCCAAUGUCCCAUCACCCGCCACCGUUCGGACACCCGUCCAUGUUGGACCAACUGACGGAGCAGCAACUGCAGGCAGCUGCUGCGGCGGCCGCAGUUGCCAGUGGUCUAUCGAUAAACCCCACCCAUCUGGGAGGGAUUCACGCUGGCGUUCCUCCGGUCUACGGCCAUCCCAUUACCGAUGCCCAGGUGGCACAGGCACGACUGCACAAACAAGGUCAUCGGCCGCUCGGUCGAACACAAUCCGCACCUCUUCCCCUCGGUCAUCCCAUGCUGACUGGCACCGGCAGUGGCGUCGUCAACAUCGGUCAAACUCAUUACGAGAACAGUGAUGCCGAACGCCAAGCGUACGAGCAGCACCUACUCAUGAAGCAAAAAAUCCGUCAGACGGCGCUCAGCCGAGCCAACUGCGUCCGGGAGCCGCAACUCAAGGAAGAGGUCGAAUCUGGUGAGGUGAUCGAUCUCACCGACAAGAAGCAACCUCCGAAAACCACGGUCAUAACCUCAAACAGUGUCAUCAAGAGCACCUCCCAUACCACGCUGCUGCGAGAUCCGGCGGAAAGCUUACAGCAGCAGCAGCACGUUGAGUUCCUACAGGCCCAAGCCCUGAUGCGGCAUUCGAUGCAGAUCGGCAUGCUGGAAGAUGCCUACAAUCGGUCUUUGUUGCGACCUCUUUCACGAACCUCAUCGUCUCCGCUGGUCCACUUGGGAACGCCGGCGAGUAGUAAUCACCCGGUAGCGCACUCCGACACCGGUCAAGAUGACAUUCCACCACCCGUGAACCUCACCAUCCAGAACCGGAGCCGCUCGAUGCUCAGCUAUACCAACGAGGGGCUCGCCAGCUCCGGUCCACUCCAGUUAACCACCUCUUCCUCGGCGUCGGCCAUCCCCAUUCGGUUAGUGCAACAGAACGGGAAGCCUACCACAGGUCUUGCUUUUGACAGCCUCAUGCUGAAGCAUACCUGCGUCUGCGGGGACAAUGCUGCCCAUCCCGAACACAGCGGGAGACUCCAGAGCAUUUGGGCUCGAUUGAUGGAGACGGGCUUGGCGGCGAGGUGUGAUAAACUUCGCUCCCGUAAGGCCACUCAGGAAGAGUUGCAAUCCGUACACUCAGAAGCGCAUUCCCUCCUCUUCGGUACCAAUCAAAUCAACCGGCAAAAGGUGGAUGCCAGUGGGGUUAGCUUUGUCCGCUUGGGUUGUGGUGGCGUUGGAGUCGACCUGGACACCACUUGGAACGAGCACCACACGGCAGCCGCUGCGCGAAUGGCCGCUGGCUGUGUCAUAGACCUCUGCUACAAGGCUGCGAAAGGUGAAAUUCGGAACGGGUUUGCCGUGGUUCGACCUCCGGGUCACCACGCGGAACCGAACGCUGCCAUGGGAUUCUGCUUCUUCAACUCGAUAGCCAUCGCGGCCAAGCUGCUCCGGCAGCGGCUGUCGUCGGAAAUCCAACGGGUAUUGGUGGUCGAUUGGGACGUCCACCACGGCAACGGAACGCAGCAGGUAUUCUACGACGAUCCGAGCGUACUGUACCUGUCCAUCCACCGACAUGACGACGGAAACUUCUUCCCCGGCACGGGCGGUCCGACCGAGUGCGGUGCCGGUCCGGGAUUGGGUUUCAACGUGAACAUUGCCUGGUCCGGUGGGCUGAAUCCGCCCCUCGGGGACGCGGAGUAUUUGGCCGCCUUCCGAACGAUCGUGAUGCCAAUCGCGCGGGACUUCCAGCCGGAUAUCGUGCUGGUGUCGGCAGGAUUUGACGCCGCGUUCGGACACCCGGCCCCCCUCGGAGGCUACAUGGUGUCGCCGGCGUGCUUCGGGUACCUGACGCGGGAACUGAUGAAGCUGGCCGAUGGGAAGGUCAUCUUGGCACUGGAAGGCGGUUACGAUCUGGCGGCGAUUUGCGACUCCGCCCAGGAGUGUGUGCGAGCUUUGUUGGGAGAUGAUUUGGCGCCGAUUGCGGCAACGGAACUAUCCCGGCCGCCGUGUCAGACGGCGGUGGAGACGCUACAGAAGACUAUUGCCAUCCAGAUGACGCACUGGCCGUGUGUAAAACGGCUAGCGCAUACUGUGAGUUUUUCGGCGAUGCAGGCUGUGAGUGGAGCGACCGGUCCGGACCGAGAGGAAUCCGACACGGUGACGGCGAUGGCCGGGCUGUCGAUGCAGCCGCCCAAUAGAACCUCAGACAUCUCCCGGGAAGACUCGGAGGAACCGAUGGAUCAGGAUGAAUCAAAGUAGAUCGGUGCCGUACCGUUGCAGGACCCCCAAAAACCCUGGCUUCUGGAGGUUGGAUGUUUUUUGGAACCAUUUUGUUCGUUGGAAACCCGACGACCAGAGGACGACGACGACAGGCUUCGUGUCAAACGGUAGGAAGAGUUUGGGAAUCAGUCAGUCACCGUGUAGCAUUUGGCGCGGUCGGCCGGGCAGUUGUAGUUAGAGGAAAUCUAUUUACGAAUGGAUGGAGUUUUUGGCGCAAGCAAGAGCUUAGGAUACGAAAAAAAACUAAAUUUACACACGAAUGCGUGGAAGAGAGUGGGUAGAGGAGUAGUGCAAGAUGCUAUUUUUGAGCCAGUUUUAUUGGGUGGCUGCCCCGCGAUUUUUUGGAAGGGGCGGAACCGGAGUAGCUCUGGUAGGAUAUCAAAUUUGGCGAUCGAAAUGUGAAUAGCAUGCAAACAGAUAGGAACCAAAUUUUGAAUCAGGGAGAGAUUUUGGCGCUGGCGGCACGAUAUAUUGGCGAAGGUACAGUUUGGGAUCAUUCUGAGCCUUCCUGAUUGGUUUAAGUUUAGUGUGUAUGCAUUUUGACAGGUUCGUCGUGCACUGAGCUAAAUCGGCAUUUGGUUCCGAACGUAGUUUUCGACUAAUAUAUAUUUUUAGUGCAAUUGACAGUGUCGUUGCCAAUUGUGUCUAUAUCUGAAUGGUUUAUUUUUGGGCACUUUUAUCAGAGGUAGAUUACAAACAGAGAGAUGAUAACUAGCUGGGUCGGUGUGAAUUUAGAACACACAUAAAACAGAAUAUUUCCGUUUUCGUUUAUUGUUCGUUGUUGGUUGUUGAUAUAAAAUAGUAGAUUUAACCCCUGAGAGCAACAGUGUACCGUUCCGCUAAACUCACACUAGGCCAUUCAAUGGAUUAGGCAAAGGAAAAUGUUUAAAAAAUCCACCAUAGAGCAACAAUUCAUAUUGUAUAAGAAUCAAAUCAGAUAUGCGAUGCUAAGCAAGAGAAGUACGUUUGUUUUACAAAAUGCAACAAAGUGGUAAUUACAAAGUAAUUUUUACAAAAAUAUAUCGUGAUUCUGCCUCUCCCUGGUGGGAGCAGUUUUUUAUUUUA
Aedes aegypti (yellow fever mosquito) is the source of this 5530-nucleotide messenger RNA. It is a transcript of the gene HDAC4, whose product is annotated as histone deacetylase 4. Gene Ontology annotation, cellular component: histone deacetylase complex. The transcript is spliced from 12 exons. Gene Ontology annotation, biological process: negative regulation of transcription by RNA polymerase II; chromatin organization. The record is from RefSeq and is a predicted model, not a curated record. Bases 1103 to 4444 code for a protein of 1113 amino acids. Gene Ontology annotation, molecular function: histone deacetylase activity. NCBI's taxonomy places the organism in Eukaryota, Metazoa, Arthropoda, Insecta, Diptera, Culicidae.